Messenger RNA from Castor canadensis (American beaver), 1761 nucleotides. Its product is annotated as histone H2B type 1-M. Gene Ontology annotation, cellular component: nucleosome. NCBI's taxonomy places the organism in Eukaryota, Metazoa, Chordata, Mammalia, Rodentia, Castoridae. Gene Ontology annotation, molecular function: protein heterodimerization activity; DNA binding; structural constituent of chromatin. The record is from RefSeq and is a predicted model, not a curated record.
UUGCACAUUCUAAGUGGGCGUGGCUAUGAUAGAAACGCCACAGGAAAGAGGCGGGCUUUUGUCAAGGUUACGGUUACAACAAUAUGAACUUUUGGCAACAAAAUUACGCAGAGGCAAUGGGUCUUUAAUCGUAAACCCGUCUGGAGGACCUUUGUGGGGGGAUAAGUUGCACUUGCCAUGUUUCCCGCAACAUUGUAGCGUCUACUUGAAAGGUCACCACUCGUACGAUCCUCCAGUCAGCCAAGUAUACUGCUUAAGGUGCUGUAACGACAGUUGUACAAAGAAAUGGAUAAUGGGAUUCUCCAUAGCCACUUUGAGUGUAGUAUAUUUGGGAGCUAAUGCACCCAGAAUCCUAAAAUGCUUGCUUCCUCAAAAACUUUAGCCUGCUUUCUGUGAGUUAGCCUUCCGGAUUGAAGAAGCCUAUUUAUAACAGCUUUGGGUUGCCUGGGUUGUGCUUUGUGAUUGGGCGAAACUGCGGUAUCAGAUAGCCAAUGAAGAAGUAGAAGUUUAAGUGUCGUUUACAUUCGUGUUUGUGACGACACACAAAAAGCAAUCCAAUCCAGAAGGAAAUCUUAUUAACCUCAUUUGAAUACCGUAGCUAUAAAUGAAUGCGGCCUAAUGGGAAUGGGUGGUGAUUACUUCCUCAGGUGUUUGCCUUAGAGCUCUUCGUUACGUUUUUACUUUUUUCUUUCCUUGUUACGCUACAAUGCCUGAACCUACUAAGUCCGCUCCAGCGCCCAAGAAGGGCUCCAAGAAGGCGGUGACCAAGGCGCAGAAGAAGGACGGCAAGAAGCGCAAGCGCAGCCGCAAGGAGAGCUACUCCGUGUACGUGUACAAGGUGCUGAAGCAGGUCCACCCGGACACCGGCAUCUCGUCCAAGGCCAUGGGCAUCAUGAACUCUUUCGUCAACGACAUCUUCGAGCGCAUCGCGGGGGAGGCGUCUCGCCUGGCGCAUUACAACAAGCGCUCGACCAUCACGUCCCGGGAGAUCCAGACGGCCGUGCGCCUGCUGCUGCCCGGGGAGCUGGCCAAGCACGCCGUGUCCGAGGGGACCAAGGCCGUCACCAAGUACACCAGCUCCAAGUAAAUUUAGCAAGACAGAGAUAUGACUACAGAAAAGAAAUGAAUAAUGUCCAUGAAGAUAUGAAUCUGUCCAUGGAAGUUAUGAAGUAUGAAAAGUCAGCCAAAUCCAACCCAUCCUGAUUUACUGCACAUUGAUUCAUCAAGAGAUCAUUCCAAGUGGAAGAGUUCAAGCAAGAUGUUUUAGCUUUUUCAUUUUAUUUGUUGCUUGAUUUAUAAAAAUAGAAUUUACUGCUGUUACAGGCAUACUUACUAAGAAUUCAUUAGUAACCAUGGGCUACGUACUUUUGCUAGAAGUCUGAAAGGAUGGCAGAAAGUUUGUAAACAAAACAUGAUUAAUAAAAUCUGUGGAGAAUUGGAAUUCUACAUUCAUUGUUGAGUCAAAUCUUUCUUCCACAGCUCCCGUUUUCUACACUGUCUGUGCAUCUAUCCGCCUGUCAGUCUUCACAUUUUCUGGCAUCAAGAUCUAAAUGGGUAAGACCCUAAGCACUGUUAUGCCUUCAGAAAUGAUCCUGAAAGUAAAACUUCUUGUUUAGUUAAACCACUGUUUAUUUUUGCCACCUCCUCUAUUUUAAACUAAAGAAGUCUUUGGAGCGGUCGCAAACUUGCUUGUGUGUCAAAAUUACCUGAAGUUCUUUUAAAAAUACAAAUUGCCGAGCAUUACCCUCAUAGUUUCUGAUU